Messenger RNA from Saprolegnia parasitica CBS 223.65, 2082 nucleotides. RefSeq lists its product as hypothetical. Gene Ontology annotation, biological process: Golgi organization. The coding region runs from base 1 to 2082 and encodes 693 amino acids. The record is from RefSeq and is a predicted model, not a curated record. Gene Ontology annotation, cellular component: Golgi apparatus. Lineage: Eukaryota; Oomycota; Saprolegniomycetes; Saprolegniales; Saprolegniaceae. The transcript has 11 exons.
AUGGGGAACAGUGCAAGUGGCGGCGAUGGCGCAGCGACCUCGCUCCUGGACGCAGCCACGACGUCGGCCUUGGAGAAGAUCGUAAGCGCGCAGCCGUACAUGAUGAGCGACGACGUCUGGACGCGCUUCUUCGCGAUGGACCAAGCGCUGCUUACGCUGCCCAAGGCGACGCUCGCGGCCUUCCUACGGCCCUACACGCAUGCGCUCGCGGCCAAUACAAUUGUCUCUGGCAACUUUCGCAUGCUCGUGCGCCAUGUCACGCGGAGCUUGCCGCACGUUGCCAAGCCGGCCGCCGCCCGGCCGCGCCAUGUUCUCGGCGCGUCGCUGGCCAACAUGACGAACGUCCUCGUCUUCCUGCGCCACUUUUGCAUGCACUUUGUCGAACACGACAACGUUCUCGAGCUCUUUGCUGCCCAGGGCACGGCCAAAGACCUCGGGCAGAGCGCGCUAUUGCGCCAAGCCAGCACGGCGCCAGCGAGCGACGUGGCCAUGGAGCUCUUGGAUGCAUUGUGUAUGGUCGUGCUCGAGGCGCCGCCGACCGACGAGACGUACGACCUGCACCUGGAGUGCGUCAACACGCUGCUGACGCUGCUGUCGUCGCACGCGUACAGCGCCACGGCGUCGCUCCUCGAGCUCUAUGUGCACCACGCGUCGCUUGACAGCGUCGCCAAAGGUCUCGUCAAGCGCGUCUUGUACUCGUUUUUAGACGAGCUGCCGCCGCCCAACCUCGAGACCGCAGCGUCUCUCGCAGCUGUCGCCGCGCAGUCGUCGGCCCACGCAUCCUGGAGUGUCCUCGAGUACUUUGUCGCGACCGAGACGCCCGUGUAUCCGCUGGCCGACCGAGGCGUGCUCCUGCUCCUGCUCCUCUUGCACACGGCGCCGAGCGACAUGAAUCCGUUCCGGACUGCGUUUUGUGAGCUCGAAGAUCGCGACGGCAAUGUCAGCGCCGUGCACGCCGUGUCGUACUCGCAGCUGAUCAACCUCCUCGGCCGGUCGCUCUCGACCGAGAUUGGAACGUCGCUACUGUAUGCACUCGUCACCAUCCAUCCGAGCUUUGCCUCGGGAAUCGCGCAGCCGCUCGACAUGGAGCUCUUCGGCCUGCCGUUGCUCAAAGCCAUGUACGACUGCACCGCGCCGACCUCACUUUAUGUGUACUUGACCGUGCUCUUGCGGCUCUCAGAGCAACCCGCCGUCGUCGAGGCCCUCCAUCUGUCCAUGCUCCAUGACCACGUCGAGUGGUACUCGGAAAAGUACAUGGUGGACAUUUCGUUUGCGUCGGCUGCAAUCGUCGUGCUCAUGCGUCUUGUGCACAAGAACGUCGCGACGUUCCGGGACCCGCGACUGCAUCGCUUGGCCUUUGGCACGCUCUUCAACGUGCUGCAAUAUGCGCACCAGCUGCACCCGUACGCAAGCCAGAGCCUCGUCCACGCGGUCGAGCACUGGGCGAAGAAGGAAGCGCGGGUGCAAGCCGACCUCGACGCCCUCGAUGCCUCGCCACAUGAGGCCGACGACGCGACAAUGCACCAAACCAAGCUGCUUGAGAAGCAAGCCAUGUACAUGGAAUGUCUGCACCUCGGUCUUGGCUUGAUCAACGUCGUCUUGUCGGGCCGGCUCUUGCCUCGGAAUCCACAGCUCAUGUACUCGCUCUUGCAUGCGUCGAGCCUCUUUACGUCGCUGGCCGGGCAUGCCGACCUCGCCUUCCAGACGUCGCCCGACCACACGCACGUGCAAGAGAUGGUCGCGUACUUCCGCGCGGUCGUCGACAUGGAAGAGGAAGCGCACGAGGCCGACGAAGUCCACGUGCUCAGCGUGGAGCGCGUCUUUGAGUACAUUCAACGUGGCUGUCACAGCCUCUUUGUCGCGGUACACACCACUGCAAGGGAUGGAGAGAUCGAUGCAUCAUCAAUGACGCGACAGGACGACCCACGAGACGAGCCGAGCUACUGCUAUGUGUUUGACGAAGACCCGGCUCUAGCUCGCACGUACUUUGUCCAUACGCUGUGGGCGUGCGUCGUCGAGCUCACGGCCGACCUGCCAUGGGCCUACGACAAGCUGCGAUGCCGCCGCGAUAUAACCAUGUAG